Molecule: messenger RNA, 3121 nt
Organism: Rhopilema esculentum
Lineage: Eukaryota; Metazoa; Cnidaria; Scyphozoa; Rhizostomeae; Rhizostomatidae
Biological process (GO): receptor internalization; endocytic recycling
Cellular component (GO): early endosome
Molecular function (GO): phosphatidylinositol binding; metal ion binding; ubiquitin binding
Source: RefSeq, a predicted model, not a curated record
CUACAUUAAUCUGAAUGACGUAACUGGCUUUCAUAAGAAAGUUUAGCCCUAGCAUCUCUUCUUCGGUUUGAGAGGAACAUUCAAGAAAUCGUUUAAAAGACAGCUAAAUGGGUAUUCUAGGUGGAGGUGGAGGAACUUCGAACUUCGAGAGGCUACUCGAACUUGCUACCAGUCAACUGCAGUUGGAACCGAACUGGGCAAAUAUCUUGGAGCUGUGUGACUCAGUCCGGCAAAAAGAUGUCACGGCUAAAUAUGCUGUUGCUGCAAUCAGAAAAAGAUUUCAAGACAAGAAUCCACAUGUUGUCAAAUUUGCAUUGAUUACGCUUGAAGCUUGUAUGAAAAACUGUGGUGGGCCAGUGCAUGAUGAAGUUGCCACAAGAGAAGUUAUGGAUGAAUUGAGAAAUUUAGCAAAUACGGGAAGUGAUCCAGUGAAACAACAAACACUGAGCAUGGUUCAAACCUGGAAUCAAACUCUAGGAAAGAAGCCUAACUAUAGGGUCAUUCAGGAUGCAUACAAUGUGCUGAAAGCAGAGGGACACUCAUUUCCACAGCUUCAUGAAAGUGAAGCAAUGUAUUCGGCAGAAACGGCUCCCGAAUGGGCCGAAGGUGACAACUGCCAUCAAUGCCGAGUGAAAUUCACCACAUUUACACGGCAGCACCAUUGCCGAUGCUGUGGCCAAGUAUUUUGCGCAAAAUGCUCGUCGAAAAACUCGAUUAUUCCUAAAUUUGGCAUUGAGAGAGAAGUUCGAGUGUGCGAUGCUUGUUACGAUUCAAUCAAUGCAUCCGGCUCUGUUGCAAAGAAAAAAGGGAGUGGUAACAGCGAGACGCAGAGCUUGGACAGCGAUGACUUGCCAGUGGAGUAUUUGAAUUCAUCCUUAGCAAAAGAAGCUCAGACAAAGCCUCAGCCAUCAGAGGCUGAGCUAAAGGCCCAAGAAGAAGAGGAGCUCCAAUUAGCCAUGGCCUUAUCUCUAAGUGCUGCUGAAGUAGAAGGCAAGCAACCUAAGAAAGACUGGAUGAGUGGUACUUCGACUGAGUCACAGCCGCGCAGCUCAGAACCACCAAGCUCCUUGUAUUCCAAACCAAAGUCAAGUCUAUAUUCAGAUGUGAUCGCAGAUUCAAAAAAAGUUUCAAGGGAAUCUGAGUUGUCAAGAUAUCUGAAUCGACAAUAUUGGGAGAAAGUGAAAGACGAAGGGAAUACAAAGCCAUCAGCCCCGGAUGUUGAUGAAGAAGAUGUUUCAAGACGAACUGGCUAUAAGGAAGAGCCAGAGGAUUUGGAAGAGAAUUCGGAAGACCCUGACGCAUUUGUACAAACAAUGGGACAGAGUAUCGAGAUGUUCAUUACACGAAUGCAGAAUGUGACAUCAAAAGGAAAACACAUCGCUAUGGAUUCUACUGUCCAGUCUUUGUUCCAGUCACUUAGUGCCAUGCAUCCUCAAUUAAUGAAGCUCAUUGAAGACGAAGAAGACAACAAAGCAAAGUACCAAGCAAUGCUGGAAAAAGUCACUUUGAUUCGCGAGGCACGUGAAUCGCUAGACACAAUGCGCAAUCAGCAUCGAGAGAAAUUACAUCACCAGGAGCUGGAGCAGGAAAUGCUGCGUCGUAUGCAGAUGGAGCAGAAAUUAGAGUUGAUGCGGCAACAGAAGCAGGAGUAUCUUGAAUACCAGCGACAGCUGCAAAUCCAACGGCAGCAAGAACUUGAAGCCCAACAGCAGUUUAAGUUUCAGCAAAAACAGUUCCAGCUGCAGGGUCAGUACCAAGGCAGACCAUACCCAGCGCAGGGACAAUAUGCUGCAGGGCAAGAUACAUACCUUGGUAGCGCCGGAUAUCAACAAGUGCCUGCUUCUACUGUUCAAGCCGUUCCCACAAGCCAAGUGCAGUUCCCUGGCCAGUAUCCACAAGUGACAUCUUCCGGUGCUGCUCUUGGUCACUCAGGUGCAUCCCAACCUGCCCAUAACAUCCAACCUAGUUUGGCACAUUCUCAGAUGCAUCCACAUCAACUCGAUAACCAACAGUAUCGCCAGCCUCUACCCCAGGACCAAACACUGUCUGGGAGAGGAGGCGUACCUUCUAAUGCCCAGCAGCAGCAACAACAAAAGCAACAACAACCACCGCAACAGCCCUCCCAGUACCCUUCGCAAAUGCCAGAUUUGUUAGAUGCGCCCAUUGGAUCUGAAGUGGGAAUACAGGGAUCGGAUCCAAGAACGCAAAACUUCGCGGCGCAGCAGAAUCCUCAUUCAAUGAACUAUCAUCAACACCAACAACAAUAUGCUCCUGGGAUUGCUCCACAACAACAGCAACAGCAACCAUACUCCCAGUCCCCGCAGCAUCAGCAGUCACAGCAACAUCAGCAUCAGCAACAACAGCAACAGCAACAACAACAGCAGCAUCAGCAACAACAACAGCCGAAUCCUUUACAUCAACAACCGUUUGCACAAGCUCCUGCUCAACAGCAGCACCAUUCCAGUCCUCCACAGCCACAAAUCGGGCAGCCCCCGUUCCCGUCUUCUUCUUAUAACCCAGCGCCCGCUCAGCAGUCAAACGCUACGUCUUACCAGCAACACCCAACGGCAGCGAGUUAUCAGCAACCAUUUUACCAGGCGUCUGGUAACGUAGUUGCGACUGGGGCUCCGACUUCAUAUGGAAAUCUGGGGCCGCAGCAGAGUUAUCAGCCGCCUGCCAACGUAGGCCAAUCUCCAAGUAAUUUCAGCGGGACUCAAGAGCAACCUGUGUACCGUGACACCGGCAUGCCCAAUCAGUUUGCUCAGCCCAUUCCGAAACAAGGUCCAGCGUCUCUUCCCUAUAGUGGACAUCAGCAAAUAAGCGCCCAAGGUGCAGGUCCAGCCUCUCUACCAGCGAAUAUAAACCAGUAUUCCACAGGAGGGCAGGCUUACGUGCCACAAAAUAAUUACAUGCAACAACAGCAACAAGAGGUGCAAAUGACAGAAGGCAUGAAAGACCUUCAACUGAUUUCCUUUGAAUAAUAAUUUACAGUGCAAUCGCUAUAGAGAACAGCUCCUAUAUUCAAUGAAAUUAUAUACUUAUGUGAGAUCGCUUUGGAAGUUUCUUUAUGUUGAAUAGAAAAUUGUUAACUUUGAUGUUAAUGAUGAUCAAAAAUUGUUAA